Molecule: messenger RNA, 347 nt
Organism: Sinocyclocheilus grahami
Lineage: Eukaryota; Metazoa; Chordata; Actinopteri; Cypriniformes; Cyprinidae
Product: nuclear transport factor 2-like
Exons: 4
Coding region: 30-296 (88 amino acids)
Biological process (GO): nucleocytoplasmic transport
Source: RefSeq, a predicted model, not a curated record
ACGUAGUGCCUGUAGCAGGGUGUAUCAGAAUGGGAGACAAGCCAAUUUGGGAACAAAUAGGAUCGGCAAUUGUCGAAAAGCUUUCCAGCCUGCCCUUCACAAAAAUAGCUCACAGCAUCACAGCACAAGACCAUCAGCCCACCCCUGAUAGCUGCAUAUUGAGUAUGGUAGUAGGCCAACUAAAAGCAGAUGAUGACCAGGUGCUGGGCUUCCACCAGAACUUUCUGUUGAAAAGUAUCAACACUGCCUGGGUUUGCACCAACGAAGUCUUCAGGCUUGCCCUGCACAACCUUUAAGCUUAAAGGCUCUCGGUGGUCACAUGGCCUUUCCUCCUUCUCUUAAUGUCU